UUCAUCCCUUUUUCUCAGAACGCUGCAGCUUAGAGAAGCCAGGCGCUUGUUUCCGCCCGGCUGUUUCAGCGGACGGACCAGCUCCGUGAGUCGAGAGCAAACCUGCGACUGUUUUUAAACUGAUUUUGUUUUUAUUUGUGUUCUUUAUAAAAUCCAGACCGUCUAACCGCGUCUAAAACCUCCUGUGUGCGCAUGUAAAGGAGACUAAGCACCGAAAUUCAAGCUAUGGCUGGACCGGUGAGCCUGGAGUUGGACCCAAUCUUCCUCAAAGGGCUUGGAUACCUUCACUCCAAAAGCAAAGACUCUGCAGAGAAACUCAAGGCUUUGCUGGAUGAGUCUUUGGCCAGAGGAAGUGAUUCAGUCUACAGGACUUCUCUCAAGGAAGUUGAGGUGACCAAGGUGUCAGUACCAAAAAUAAACAAGCAGGACUCCAAAUCGUCAUCUAGUUCUUCGUCAUCUAGUAGCAGCAGUAGCAAGUCCAGUGGCUCAGAGAAAAGCAAGAAAGAAGUAGAGAAAAGACCUGCUGAGAAGGUAAGAGUUGAAUCUGGAGAUGGAGGAGAUUUGCCGAAGAAGCCGCGCAUCGACAAACCUGAGAACCGCUCCUCUCCCAUCGCCUUCCAACCCAAAGACAUCCCCAUCUCAGACUUCAGCUACAGCGACGAAACCAACGCUGAUGACUUUGCCAUGGAGAUGGGUCUCGUCUGCGUCGUCUGCCGACAGAUGAAUGUGUCUUCAGGCAAUCAGCUGGUGGAGUGUCAAGAAUGUCACAAUCUGUACCAUCAGGAAUGUCACAAACCUCAGGUUACAGAUAAGGACGUUAACGACCCCCGGCUGGUGUGGUACUGCGCCCGCUGCACCAGGCAAAUGAAGCGCAUGGCUCAGAAGACCCAGAAACCCCCCCAGAAGCCGGCGGCUGCGGUGACGUCUGCGGCUCCGGUGGUGAAAGACCCGCUGGUGAAGAAGCCGGAGAUGAAACUGAAACCUGAAACUGCAGGGUCCUUCCAGGCCUUCAAGAGAACGGAGGUUAAGGUGUCCACAGCAGCGUCAGGGAAUUCAUCUGGCGGCGGUUCGUCUCUACCCUCAGGCAGUGGUCUCACAGGCUGGGCUGCUUUCACCAAAACCUCCACAGUGGGGGCAUCCAGCAGUAAGCUUGGGGGCAACAGCCAGCCUGGGGCUGCAAAGCCUCCCCAGGCACCCCCAGGAUCCAAACCCAUGGGCCUGUCCGCUCUGGCUAGCGUAAAGCCGGGUGCUAAAGCUCCGGGCAGCAGUGGAAGUGGGAACAAUGGAAAUAACGGUUCCGGAUCAGCACCGCUGAAGUCUCCACCUCCACUAACGCUCGGCAAACAGGUACUGAGCCGCUCCUCCAGCGGAGACAGCCUGGGGAAACUGACUGUAACCGGGGCCUCGUCACCAGGGGCGUCCUCCACCAGCAGUCUGGGGGGCAACGGAGCGUCCGGAAACGGAGGUGGAAAUGGAGGUAAUAGUGGCAAUAGCACUGGCAGCAGCAGCGCUAGCGGCAAUAAUAACAAUAACAGCAAUGCGGCUAAAGCUUCAGCUGAUGGAAAAACACCAACGUCACAGGAGUCCCAGCUAAAUGCCAUGAAGCGUCUGCAGAUGGUGAAGAAGAAAGCAGCGCAGAGGAAACUAAAGAAAUAAGACUGAAUAGUGUUCAAUAAACUCCCUGCAAAAAAAAAGAUACCUCGGCAACUUAAAUCAUGUGAAUCUCUG
Molecule: messenger RNA, 1728 nt
Organism: Pygocentrus nattereri (red-bellied piranha)
Lineage: Eukaryota; Metazoa; Chordata; Actinopteri; Characiformes; Serrasalmidae
Gene: ints12
Product: integrator complex subunit 12
Exons: 7
Coding region: 226-1656 (476 amino acids)
Biological process (GO): snRNA 3'-end processing
Cellular component (GO): integrator complex
Source: RefSeq, a predicted model, not a curated record